AUGCGGUUGUUUCCAUCUGUGCCUAUCAAUUCAAGAUUAACGGUGGAUGAUGAAGUUUUACCAGAUGGAUGCCAAGUGAGGAAAGGGUGGUUUGAUAAUUACUUUGCAUAUGCAAUGGAGUUUAAGCCUGAGAGGUGGUUGGAUGGUGAUGGGGAGAUGGCUUACGUGCAGAUGAAGUUAGUUGUAGCAGCUGUGAUGUAUGAGUUUGAGGUUGUGGUUGUUAAUGGUGGCGCAACUGCAAAGAAGAUGAUGAACCCUCCUUACAUCUUAUCACUUGUGCUUAAGAUGAAGGGUAGAUUGGCUGUGAGGCUACAUAAAAGACAGCGCUAA
This is a messenger RNA of Prunus armeniaca (apricot), 330 nucleotides long. Lineage: Eukaryota; Viridiplantae; Streptophyta; Magnoliopsida; Rosales; Rosaceae. The record is from the annotation of a GenBank genome assembly.